UUUAGUGGUCAAUAACUUUACCCUUCUGGAUUUUUUUUUAUAUUUGCGAAGAAAAGUACAAAAUUCGUGUAUUAGAAUAUAUGUUGAAGGUUUUGUUGUAUUGCCAGAUGCAUAUAAAGUGCACUGCUCCCUUCACACCCAGUGUGCACCCAGAUCAAAAAUAGCCCAGUAUUUUACAGGGAUGAAGGGGAGCGUGUCGCCGGCUGCCGUACACGCUGCUCAGUGACGCGCCUUGCCGGUGUCCCUUAGCGGAAACAUUGCUCGCCUCUGCUGCUGCUGCAAAUCCAACAUGGUCCACGCAGGGAAGCAGGAUGAAGGACAACGAUGGGACGUGUAAUGCAUCCAUCGCCAGCGGCAAUAUUUGGAGCGGCUGAAUCCCAGCAUCAUGCCGAAACCCUCCCAUAGCUGUUGUAGUUUUUGAUCAUUAUUUCCAGGUCAGGGUCUCGGUUUCCUGUGCGGCUUGUUUGUAUUAAAGAUGGCCGGUGAUGGAGGCGCCCUAAAGGAUAUUAAUGAGAUUAAAUCCCAAUUCCGGACAAGGGAGGGUUUCUACAAACUGCUUACCCUGUCGGACUCACAGCAGCGGGGCGGUAUUCCACGGGGUCUGUCCACGAGUGCCGCGGUGGGUCCCGGGGCCGGACCGGGUUCGGUACCCGGUGGUGGCGGCGGAGGGCCGGUUCAGGGGCCCGGGGCUACCUCCUCUGCCACUGCCGCAGCCAACUCCUCUCCGACCGGUUUCCUGCCCCCGGUCCGGGUGUCUAUGGUGAAGCUUCAGCCAGAAGAUCCCAGUGAGGAAUCGGAACGAGUUUGCUUCAAUAUCGGCAGGGAACUUUAUUUUUAUACCUACACGAACAUCAAGAAGGCUGUUGACCUCAGCAAGCCUAUUGACAAACGCAUCUACAAGGGGACCCAGCCCACUUGCCAUGACUUCAAUCAGUACUCAGCCACUGCCGACAGUGUGUCGCUCAUUGUGGGCUUUUCUGCCGGCCAGGUUCAAUACCUGGACCCCAUCAAAAAGGAGACUAGCAAGCUUUUCAAUGAGGAGAGGUUAAUAGACAAGUCCAAAGUGACAUGUCUGAAAUGGCUGCCCAAAUCGGAGACACUUUUCCUGGCCUCUCAUGCCAGCGGGCACCUCUACCUGUACAACCUGGAGCACCCUUGUGGCACGGCUGCGCCCCAGUACUCCCUACUGCGCCAGGGGGACGGCUUUGCCGUCUACGCCUGCAAGACGAAAACGCCACGCAACCCGCUGCUUCGUUGGGCGGUGGGAGAAGGGGGACUCAAUGAAUUUGCCUUCUCUCCUGAUGGCGUCCAUGUUGCAUGUGUAGGCCAAGAUGGAUGUCUGCGAGUGUUCCACUUUGACUCCAUGGAACUGCAGGGUGUCAUGAAGAGCUACUUUGGGGGACUUCUGUGCGUCUCCUGGAGUCCCGAUGGCAAGUACCUGGUUACAGGCGGUGAAGACGACCUGGUGACCGUCUGGUCCUUCGCCGAGAGUCGUGUUGUAGCCAGAGGCCACGGCCACAAGUCCUGGGUUAACGUGGUAGCCUUCGAUCCUUUCACCACCAGCCUGGAAGACGAGGAGCCGACAGAGCUGAGCGGCAGCGAGGAGGACCUGCAGGGGGCGCCACACUUCGGCCGGGUACGCACCAGCAGCACGCUGUCCCGCCUGUCCCGGCAUAGCUCCAAGGGCGGAACGACCUCCGUCACCUAUCGUUUCGGCUCAGUCGGACAGGAUACGCAAUUCUGCCUGUGGGAUUUAACAGACGAUGUGCUGUACCCCCGCCUGCCCUUGUCGCGCGCCCUCACCAACACCUUCAGCACCACCAUCCCGCCAUCAGUCAGCGGAGGUAGUAAUACGUUGGGCGGAGGUGGAGGCGGUAUAACCGGGGAAGGCCACCUUCAUCCUACUCACCCUCACCAGCCUCCCCCGUUACCCCGGUCCCUCUCCCGCUCCAACUCCUUGCCCCACCCCGCAGUUGCCAACGCCUCCAAGGGUCAGGGCGGCACCGACGGCGGUGGCAGCGGAGGCAGCGGCAUCACUCCCUUCAGCAUCGGCCGCUUCGCCACGCUGUCCUUGCAGGAGCGCAAGUCGGACAAGUUGGGCGGGGGCAGCGGGGGGGCGGAGAAGGAGCACAAGCGCUACCACAGCCUGGGCAACAUCAGCAAAAGCAACGACAAAAUCAACAUGGCGCCACGGAGUAACCGCCUGGACGCCACCAAGGUCCUGGGCACCACGCUGUGCCCGCGUAUGCACGAGGUUCCGCUGCUGGAGCCGCUGGUGUGCAAGAAGAUCGCCCACGAGCGACUGACUGUGCUCGUGUUCAUGGACGACUGCAUCAUCACUGCCUGCCAGGAGGGCCUCAUCUGUACCUGGGCGCGGCCUGGCAAAGCGAACUUGACAGCACAGAAUGGGAACUCUCCCAGUGGCACUGUGGUAUAGCUGGAGAUAGAACACUGUACGUAUCACAUGCCCCUCCCCCGCUCCUGAUUGGUGGACUUAGGAUACGGAACUCGGCCCAUGAGCGCAGCACGAGCCAAUGGCGGCUGUCGAUCAGUAUGGUGUCCCGCCCCGUGUCAUUCCUCCAAGCCCUCCUGUCUGGUCCUUAAUACUUCAGAAAGACUACAGGAUGAAGCACAGACUACCAUCCUUUCCUGGAGCUUUGGGUCGGGCCACAGUGUUUCCUUUUCAAACACCACAAAAGCCACGACUGUUGUACUUUAUUUAUUUUAAACUAACAGACUGUAGUAAUUUAUAUUGUACAUAUUCAGAAUACCCUAUAAAUAAAGAGGACUAGAUGUAUCAAGAUAAUGAGUUAAAGAGGAAGCAAAAUGUUUAAUAUAUUAAGAUCCUAUAUUGUAUAUAGCAACACUGUUAAAUUAAAUGUUUGCAUUUAGGGAAUUUAAGAAAUAGUGUCUGUGUGUAAUAACUGUCAUAUUCAUUAAAGCAAAUAUGUAGUAUGUUUCGAGACCUGUGAAUCCUGGAUUUCCAAGCAUGAUGUGAGUGACACACAUAAUAAUGGCAUACAAAGUAAACUUUUCUUGACUGCUAUGCUUAUAUAAAGGGACUUACAGUGCUGUUCAGUCAAAUUGAACGCAGCUACAUACCAGAAUUCUGUACACAUUGCAUUCUUUCCUUGACCAUUCCUCCUGCAAAAUGUUACACUUGAAUCAUUGACUUUCUGUUGGACUGGGAGUCUAGCACUGUGGCAGCCACUUUGCGACGCCCCAAUCUGACAGGAAAUGUGCACAGUCAAUGCUCAAUGUUUACCAAUCAUUCUAAGCACGGUGUGUAUCUUCUCCACUUCCCCAGCAAGCCUCUUAGGACAAAACAUUUCAGACCGUCUUGGUUUUACUAGAAGGUAUUCUAAUGACAAACCAGAAAACAGUCAACAGGAAAAUGAAUCAGUCUUGCAAGUUGUAGUGAUAAAGUGACAAUUCAGCCUGCCUGGUCAACGUAGAUGUUUGUGGUAAACUAGAAGAGUACUCUGUAUGUUCUGUAGGUCUAUGUGCAAUUGAGUAGAGAGCCAGAUCAACCACUAAAUCUUUCUACUCCAAUCUUUUUGAUACACAUUGUUGGCUACCCCUAAAAUGUGAUAUUAUCCUCUUUACUUUUCAAUUAGUGCAGGAAUGACAUCUCACCAUUUAGUGUAAUGAGGAACAAAUAUUUUAUUUCUUUAUUUUUCCUUCUAACAAUAUACAACUCAUCUGUAGCAUGUAUGAUUUUUUUGUAUUACGGUGUGCAUUUUACUCACAGUAACACUGAAGUAAUGAAGUGGCAGAGACACAUGUUUGUAUAUGAAAAUCUGUUAUUAAAACUAUUAACUCUACUAAUUAUUCUGUGGUUUAAAUGAAUUAUGUUCCUUUGUCACUAAUUAGAUGACCAAGUGUAAAAGAGAACAGUUAGAAAACUUGUGUUGCAACCUUUACUGGUUAGAGUAAUUCCUCUUCCUUGAACAGGGUAGCUCUGAUAAGUGUCUUACACAAUUUUUGACGACACAUUAUAUGAGCUGUUGGAUUGGGAAAAAAGGCUAAAAGGAAUUAAAUGUAUGCUCUUCUUUCAAUAUCUUUGAUAUGUUUAUUUAUCUAGCUUCAAACCAAUGACGUGAGUUUGCUGUCAGCAAGAGAUGACUGUUGUAAGCAAAAUUCUUUUUGUUUAGUGUACUUUGGUCCUCAUUUUGGUAAACGAUUAACAAAAUGUAAAAAAUAGAAAUGAAAUCCAAAGUAAUUACUUCAUUAUUUUUGGUGAUGACCAAACUUGUCUUACAAGAAACGUGUAAGGUGAACGCAUACUUAAUUUAGCCGAACUUGAGCAAUUCCACCUGCACGCACUUCAUCGUAAUGCAUUUUUUUAGUUGUUGCUAUCGUAUCGCUAGCUAGCUAAUUGUUGCUACCCCUGAAAGACACAUUGCUAUGAUAUCUUUAUUUUAUUUUUUUGUUAUGUGGGAUGAGGUUUUACUUUGCUGUACAGUUACUGUACAGGUACAGUUCUGUGUGACUGUCGAUGUGUUCUGAAUGUGCUGUUCCACUGCCUACAGAGCCUCGUACUGCUUGGUAGCUAUUUUGUCCAUUUCUAAUGCAAACAUUCUCUAACCAGUGGGAAAUGCACAUGUUUCCUGCAAAAGGGUGACUUCUAGUUCUGGUUUGUUCUGGUUUUUUUCCUGGCAAUUAAAUAUUGUCGUUAACCCUGA
Messenger RNA from Paramormyrops kingsleyae, 4685 nucleotides. Its product is annotated as WD repeat-containing protein 20. The record is from RefSeq and is a predicted model, not a curated record. Lineage: Eukaryota; Metazoa; Chordata; Actinopteri; Osteoglossiformes; Mormyridae. Gene Ontology annotation, molecular function: protein binding.